Maudiozyma barnettii is the source of this 1527-nucleotide messenger RNA. It is a transcript of the gene NOG2, whose product is annotated as putative GTPase NOG2. NCBI's taxonomy places the organism in Eukaryota, Fungi, Ascomycota, Saccharomycetes, Saccharomycetales, Saccharomycetaceae. Gene Ontology annotation, molecular function: GTP binding. Gene Ontology annotation, cellular component: nucleolus. The record is from RefSeq and is a predicted model, not a curated record. Bases 1 to 1527 code for a protein of 508 amino acids. The transcript has a single exon.
AUGGGGAACUUUAAAAAGGAAAAAUCCAGAAGAACCCGUGAGGGAAAGAUAAAAGACGGUAACCUAAAAGUGAAAGGUGAAAAUUUUUACAGAGAUGGUAAGAGAGUUCAGUUCUUAAAUAUGUAUACCAAAGGUGGUGCUGUUAAGAAUAAGAAUGGUGACUUGAUUAGAGCUGCUCCCCUACAAGAUGCUACUAUUCCUACUGCUAGAGUUCAACCGGAUCGUCGUUGGUUUGGUAACACAAGAGUUAUAUCCCAGGAUGCAUUGGAACACUUUAGAGGUGCCAUGGGUGAAACCCAAAAGGAUACCUACCAAGUUCUAUUAAGAAGAAACAAGUUGCCAAUGUCAUUACUAGAAGAAAAAGACACUACAGAAUCCCCUAGAGCUAACAUUUUGGAAACCGAAUCUUAUAACCAUACGUUUGGUCCAAAAUCUCAAAGAAAGAAGCCACGUAUCGCUGCUUCAUCAUUAGAAGACUUGGUUAGCGAUGCUUCUAAUGAUAGCAAAGUGUUUGAAGAAAAACAAGAACUUAAUACAACCUUAGGUCUAAUGGGUGGUGAAACUGACGAAGAUGGAUGGACUCAAACUACCAAGGAACAUAUCUUUAGCAAAGGUCAAUCAAAACGUAUUUGGAACGAACUUUACAAAGUUAUUGAUUCAUCUGAUGUGGUUAUCCAGGUUUUAGAUGCUAGAGAUCCUUUAGGUACCCGUUGUAAAUCUGUUGAGGAAUAUAUGAAGAAAGAAACUCCUCACAAACACUUAAUAUACGUUUUAAAUAAGUGUGACCUGGUCCCAACUUGGGUUGCUGCUGCUUGGGUUAAACAUUUAUCGAAGGAACGUCCUACUUUGGCUUUCCAUGCCUCUAUUACUAACUCAUUUGGUAAGGGUUCUCUGAUCCAACUAUUACGUCAAUUCUCUCAAUUACACAGCGAUAGAAAACAAAUUUCAGUUGGUUUCAUUGGUUAUCCAAACACUGGUAAAUCAUCAAUUAUCAACACUCUGAGAAAGAAGAAGGUGUGUCAAGUGGCUCCUAUCCCAGGUGAAACCAAAGUCUGGCAAUACAUUACGUUGAUGAAGAGAAUUUUUUUGAUUGACUGUCCAGGUAUUGUUCCUCCUUCAGGUAAGGAUACAGAGGAAGAUAUUUUAUUCAGAGGUGUUGUUAGAGUUGAGCAUGUCUCCAAUCCUGAACAAUAUAUACCAGGUGUCUUAAAACGUUGUCAAAGAAAGCAUUUAGAAAGAACUUAUGAAAUUUCUGGUUGGAAUAAUGCUACUGAAUUCAUAAAAAUUUUAGCACACAAAGGUGGUAGAUUAUUGAAAGGUGGGGAACCUGAUGAGUCUAGUGUUUCUAAACAAAUCUUAAAUGAUUUUAACAGAGGUAAAAUCCCAUGGUUUGUUAGUCCGCCAGAAAAGAUCCCACCAUCUGAAGAAAAAGAAAUAACAGAUAAGAAGAGAAAGGCUGAUGAUGUUGAAGAAGAAGUAAAAGAACAAGAACAAGAACAAGAAUCCAAAAAAGUGAAAAGUGCUUAG